CCUCCAUUCUCUUAGGCACGGUCGAGGACAUUGUCAUAGCACUCGCACGAGUACUGCCCAGGUUCAGAGGCGCCAACUUCACGAGAGAACCACUACCCGCCGUCUUCUCUCGACCCUUUUCGAAAAGCCGUGCCCUCCGCCUCAAUGUCUCAACCGGCCACGAUGAAAUCACCCAAGCUUCCCACAUACUGGGGCUCGGACGUAGACACGAUGCGAAAGCCUGGGGUGCCCAUAUUCUCCAAGACAGCCGCCCACGUGCCUCCACGUCCAAAGGUUCCGAACGGCUACACCACUCUGGCCGGCGCGGUAUGCCACGGUCGCGUCAGCGAUCUUGAGGCUAUGGUGCCGUCGCAGUGGUGGCAGACGGUGUUCGCCGACUCAAUGUACCUGAAGACCGACGGCGACGUGGUUGAGGAUCCGCAGAUCACUAAGGAGGAGGUGGGGUUGUUGCAGAGCGAUGUGGAGCUGAAGAGCAUUUUUGAGCGUGGAUUGAACAAGGCGGCUGCGGGCACUCGACCCGCACGGGUCCUUGAUCUAUGCUGUGGACAGGGCAGGCAUAUCCUGCAUCUCGCCCAGGAAUAUCCUUACCUUUCGCUCCACGGCCAUGAUCAAUCAUCAUAUCUAAUCUCCCUGGCCCAAGAGCGUGCCGCCGCUCAGCAAAUGACGACAAAAACAGCUUUCACGGUUGGUGACUGCCGUCAAGUUCCGUACCCGGACAGGACUUUCGACCUCGUCAUGGUCAUGGGCAACUCGUUUGGUUACUUUGCGGACGAAGAUGGCGACCGCACUGUUUUGAGUGAGAUUUUUCGUGUGCUGGCUCCCGGGGGUCGCAUAGUUCUCGACCUCACCGAUGGUGACUACAUGAGGCAUAACUUUGCAGAAAGAAGCUGGGAAUGGAUUGACGACACGACGUUCGUGUGCCGUGAAAGGCAACUUAGCAAAGAUGGCCUUCGUCUGAGCUCUCGCGAGGUCGUGACACUCACCACAAAGGGUGUCAUCAGGGAUCAAUUCUACCAAGAACGGUUGUACGGCCGAGAGGAGCUACAAGAGCUGUUCAAAAGGGCCGGCUUCGAAGUUCAGGAGAACAAGACGGACCUCGAUCCCAUCACCCUCGGCAAAGAUCUCAGCAAGAGGAAAGAAGAUUUGGGAAUGAUGGAGCAGAGAGUCCUAAUGACUGGCAAGAAGCCAUUCGUGAAGGAGAAUCUGCACGAGUUUGGAAAGAAGCUGUCGAAUGGUGUGCACCAUAUGCAGCACAAGCCCAACGGCGUGCGUCAUCACAUCAAUGGAGCUGUGAAUGGGUUCCAUCCCAACGGCCACAUCAAUGGCACCCACAAGAACGCCGCUGCAAGAUCGAUCUCCAUCGAGUCAACAACCGAAGAUGGCAAAGUCUUGCCUGCGCCCUUCGAGCGCAUCACUGUUCUUCUCGGCGAUCCCGCCCUCCCCUGCAUCGGGAAAUUGAACGACACCUGGAACCCGGAGGACAUUGAAACCCGAAAGAAGCUUUUCAAUGCGUUGCACGAACUUGGAUACCCUCCUGAUGCGAUCACGGUCUUGGACCGUCACGAGACGUUUGUCCGACAACUGAGCGAUACCCCACCAUUGUUUGUACUGAAUCUCUGCGACGAGGGUUUCGAAAACGACGCCCUCAAGGAGCUGCACGUCCCCGCUUUGCUCGAUCUUCUCAAUAUCCCGUAUUCAGGCGCUGGAGCCAACUGCUUGGCCCAUUGCUACGAUAAGGGUCUUGUGAAUCGGACCGCUGCAGCUAUCGGCGUUCCAACGCCAAAGGAAAUUUUUUAUGCUACUGCCACGGCCACACCAGCGGUCCAAAGCCCUGAGCGAUUGCACGAAAUCAUCUCUCGCGAGAUCGGCUACCCAGCUUUCAUCAAGCCGGUGAAGGGCGACAAUUCGCUCGGCAUCACCACCAGAUCCAUCGUCAACAACGAAACGGAGCUGGACACGUACAUGGCAGAAUUAGGCUCCAAAGGAAUUCGAGACAUAAUAGUGCAAGAAUACCUCGAAGGCGCCGAAUACGGCGUCGGCAUGGUCGGCAACCGCGAGACCGGCUUCCACUUUUUCCCCAUCCUCGAAGUCGACUACAGCCGAAUCACAGCCAAGUCUCUCCCACCCAUCCUCGGCUUCGAGAGCAAGUGGGACCCAAGUUCGCCGUACUGGACGGAUAUCACCUACAAGCGCGCGUCGGGGUUGUCGGACGAGCUAGUAAAGCAGUUGCACGAGUGGUGUGUGGCCCUAUCGGAUCGGUUCGGAUGCAGAGACUACGCCCGUUUCGAUUUCCGCGCCGAUAAGGCUGAUGGUACCGGCACCAUCAAGCUGUUGGAGGUCAACCCGAACCCUGGAUGGUGUUGGGACGGGAAGCUGGCCUACAUGGGCAAGCUGGAAGGUCUGCAAUACCAUGAUGUUCUCGGCAUGGUUCUGAAGGCUGCGUGGCAGAGGCUGAACCACCCGUCGGCGACGACGAAGGGGUCGACGCCCGUAACGUACGAAGGAUCCGUUCCGCUCGACAAAUCGGAGGGGCCGGUCGGUUCACGCGUUCGCAACGGCACAUACGCGUCGGCUGCUCAAAAUGGCCAUCAGUCUAGCGCCCGAAAUGGCUCGAAUGGGGCAGCCCAUCCGAACGAUGGUGUGGCGUUGACAGCCGAAUGAGAUUUGACCGUUUCGGUACAGCCGGUGCAG
Fimicolochytrium jonesii is the source of this 2691-nucleotide messenger RNA. RefSeq lists its product as uncharacterized. The record is from RefSeq and is a predicted model, not a curated record. Gene Ontology annotation, biological process: peptidoglycan biosynthetic process. The transcript is spliced from 2 exons. Gene Ontology annotation, molecular function: metal ion binding; D-alanine-D-alanine ligase activity; ATP binding. NCBI's taxonomy places the organism in Eukaryota, Fungi, Chytridiomycota, Chytridiomycetes, Spizellomycetales, Powellomycetaceae. Bases 145 to 2661 code for a protein of 838 amino acids.